Molecule: messenger RNA, 504 nt
Organism: Phytophthora nicotianae INRA-310
Lineage: Eukaryota; Oomycota; Peronosporomycetes; Peronosporales; Peronosporaceae
Exons: 1
Coding region: 1-504 (167 amino acids)
Source: RefSeq, a predicted model, not a curated record
AUGAGCUUUUCCCAACGCGAACGCGCGCCACAGAGGAAUGCAGAGAGACAACGGUUACGUAGGGCCCAAAGAAGAGCUAAAGAAGUGGAAGCUGAUCGGGAAAGGAAUCGCCUAUCGCAUCAGGCCCAGAGAUUGCUGCGCACUCAAGUUGCACGAGCGCAUGAGCGUGAACAGCAGGUCGCUAGACGAUCUCAACAAACAGAGGCGGAACGUGCGGCUUCAAGAGAAAGAGACACUGAAGCCCGAUCCCUUUGUCGCUUCCAGCAGACCGAGGACGAGCUCAAAGAGGAGCGUAAAGCAAACGCCGUGGUGCAGGCUACGCGACGCUCCCAGCAGACUGGCGAUGAACGUGAUGUAGAGUGGGACACCGACCGAGAACUUCAUACCAAUGCUAGGGAACAGCAGUCCGAUGAGAACCGUGACGCACAGCGAGAACGUGUCCGAGAGCGGCACGAAGCAAGAAGGGCGCAGCAUGUAGUCUACCGACAGAUAUUCGAGAUGUAA